Molecule: messenger RNA, 1821 nt
Organism: Mixia osmundae IAM 14324
Lineage: Eukaryota; Fungi; Basidiomycota; Mixiomycetes; Mixiales; Mixiaceae
Exons: 5
Coding region: 16-1821 (601 amino acids)
Cellular component (GO): cytosol; nucleus
Molecular function (GO): cysteine-type endopeptidase activity; cysteine-type deubiquitinase activity
Source: RefSeq, a predicted model, not a curated record
CUGCUGUGCCGCGCAAUGGCAGGCGUAGUGUUUGCGCACACGUCCGAGACAUCGAGUGUGUUCAACUUGCAUGGCAAAAGAUCGCUCUUGCCGGCGUCAGAGACAACGCCAAAGAUUCAGCAUGUUGAUGCAAAUUCGCAACGAGCUCUCCUGGCUUCGCCGGUCAAGUCCCCACUCAAGCCAAAAGACACGCCGUCCACACCCAUGACAGGAUCUCAAUUGAUGUCUGCCCACCCGGUCAGACAAUUAAGCACGAUCGAGCAGCUGCUCAAAGACAGAGUGCAAUUUGUCGCCGCCAGCAAGCCAGACCAGCUCCAGAGCGGACCUCCGGCAGGCGCAAUAGAUGUAUGCGCAAGUGAAGGACCUAUCGCAAGCACGAGCAAGCUACCAUUCACCAAUGGCCACGCGCUGAAAGUCAAGCUGCAAUAUUCAGCUCCUGAGCCCCGUUCGCCUGCGGCAACUGCGAGAAAUGUAGCGUCGACGCCCGAAAUCGCUCGUGGCAUAUCUCUCUCAUGGCCGAGACGAGUUCGGGUUGGUCCAGGUUUCAACAACGUCGGUAACACAUGCUUUCUCAACUCUGCACUUCAGGUCCUCGUGCAUACCGCGCCACUUGUCUCUGCUCUCACAGGCACGCACUGGCACAGCGAACGGACUUGUUACCUCACAGGACGCUCUCAAUUCUGUCUCGUCUGUGUCAUGCAAGAUCUCAUCAAUCGCUGCUUUGGUCAGUCUCGAUCGCCACUCACGCCGAGAGGCUUCACCGACAAUCUCAAACGCAUCGCCAAGCAUUUCCGCCUAGGCCGACAGGAGGACAGUCAUGAGCUUUUGCGCUUCGUGAUUGAUGGCAUGCAGCAACAUGAGCUUGCCGGCGUGCCCCCUGAUGCGCUCAAGGCAAGGCGGGACACAACGAUGAUUCACCGUAUCUUCGGCGGCAAGUUACGCUCGCGUGUGCUCUGCAACAAAUGUGGUCAUGCUUCGGACACAUUCGAAUCUUUCCUCGAUCUGUCGCUCGACAUACAAGGCCUAGACCAUUUGCGGGAUGCACUCCGGCGGUUCUUUCAGCCAGACGAUUUACGAGGUCAGAACAAGUACAAGUGCGAAGCAUGCACUAGGAUGGUAGAGGCGACCAAGCAGUACACCAUCCAGUCACCUCCUCAGGUCCUUACGCUGCACCUCAAACGAUUCACACCUCUCGGCAAAAAGAUUGGUCGCUCUAUAGGAUUCGAUGAGGAUCUCAAUCUGGGUAGACAUACCAGCGAGGAUCACGGCAAGGGACUGCGUUAUCGCCUUUACGGCAUCGUCCAUCAUGCAGGUGGUGGUCCUCAGUCGGGCCAUUACAUUGCUCACGUACGCGACUCGGUCGGCUCAUGGAAUCGUAUGGACGACUCGCAUGUCAGUCCGUCUGAGCGCAUGCCUCGUCAGUCGAGCACAGCCUAUGUCCUUUUCUACGCUCGAGAUGUCUCACUCAGCGCUGCCAUAAAUGGCGCAUCGCCAAGUAGUGGGACGCCUUCGGUGGCUUCGCAUGCCGGCACCUCCCGCAACAUGUCGCACGCUGGCAGCUCGAAUGGUCACAACGAGACGCACAAGCGCAAAGCGAGUGCCGAUCACGAGCAUCAUCCCGCUUACUUGCCGCAGAAGUAUCAGAGCAAUCCGUUCAAGAUGGCCAGACAGCAUGAUCAUCCUCAGGGCGCGGCUUCUCAUCGAGACGAUCGUUCGAGAGGACCUCCUGACUUCUCGACUGCGCCGCCGCGAUUCGAUUCGGCUAGACACUCUGGCGGCAAGGUCGCAAGCAUGCGUCCUCGCGUCUUGGAUCGACGAUAG